GCGCGCACCGCCCAUCCAGCCGCUCAGUCGCCGGUCUUCGGCCUCUGAAGUGGUCGGGUGGCUGCCGGCAAGCCGGCGAUCAGACUGCCCGGCGGGCGGACGGCGGGGCCGGCCUGCUGUCUCCGAGGAAGAGGGACGUGGCAAUUUUUCCGGUGUCUAGAAUCCCGUCGGACCUGUGCAGCCUGCCCAGGCCGACGAGGGAGAAACUGAGGAGCCGCAGACUCUCCACCCGUGCCGCCGCCGCCAUGGCUGCCAUGAUGGAUCGGAAGUGAGCCUCAGGGCCACUGCUACCGGCGCCGGCGCUUCGAGUCUGGGUUCCCGGGCCACCGCCGCCGCGGGAAGGGCGGGCGACGCGCCAGACUGCUGACUCUCUCGGCCUUCGCGACCCCUGUCCUCAGCUCGGGCCUGCUUCCUUCCAGACUGAGAGGCGGGGAGUGGCUCCCGGUCUCCGGCCCCGGCAGCGAGGAAGAUGGCGGACCCGGCCGAGUGCAACAUCAAAGUGAUGUGUCGCUUCAGACCUCUCAAUGAGUCUGAGGUGAACCGCGGCGAUAAGUACAUCGCCAAGUUUCAGGGAGAAGACACGGUCAUGAUCGCGUCCAAGCCUUAUGCAUUUGACCGAGUGUUCCAGUCAAACACCUCUCAAGAGCAAGUAUAUAAUGAUUGUGCAAAGAAGAUUGUUAAAGAUGUACUUGAGGGAUACAAUGGAACGAUAUUUGCAUAUGGACAAACAUCCUCUGGGAAGACACAUACAAUGGAGGGUAAACUUCAUGAUCCAGAAGGCAUGGGCAUUAUUCCAAGAAUAGUGCAAGAUAUUUUUAAUUACAUUUAUUCUAUGGAUGAAAAUUUGGAAUUUCAUAUUAAGGUUUCAUAUUUUGAAAUUUAUUUGGAUAAGAUAAGGGACCUGUUAGAUGUUUCAAAGACCAACCUUUCCGUUCAUGAAGAUAAAAACCGAGUUCCCUAUGUAAAGGGAUGCACAGAGCGUUUUGUAUGUAGUCCAGAUGAAGUUAUGGAUACCAUUGAUGAAGGAAAAUCCAACAGACAUGUAGCAGUUACAAAUAUGAAUGAACAUAGCUCUAGGAGUCACAGUAUAUUUCUUAUUAAUGUAAAACAAGAGAACACGCAAACGGAACAAAAGCUGAGUGGAAAACUUUAUCUGGUUGAUUUAGCUGGUAGUGAAAAGGUUAGUAAAACUGGAGCUGAAGGUGCUGUGCUUGAUGAAGCUAAGAACAUCAACAAGUCACUUUCUGCUCUUGGAAAUGUCAUUUCUGCUUUGGCAGAGGGAAGUACGUAUGUUCCAUAUCGCGAUAGUAAAAUGACAAGAAUUCUUCAAGAUUCAUUAGGUGGAAACUGUAGAACCACUAUUGUAAUUUGCUGCUCUCCAUCAUCGUACAACGAAUCUGAAACAAAAUCUACACUCCUGUUUGGUCAGAGGGCCAAAACAAUUAAGAACACAGUUUGUGUAAAUGUAGAAUUAACUGCAGAACAGUGGAAAAAGAAGUAUGAAAGAGAAAAGGAAAAAAAUAAGACCCUGCGGAACACCAUUCAAUGGCUUGAAAAUGAACUCAACCGGUGGCGUAAUGGAGAGACAGUGCCUAUUGAUGAACAGUUUGACAAAGAGAAAGCCAACUUGGAAGCUUUUGCAGUGGAUAAGGAUAUUACCAUCACCAAUGAUAAACCCGCAGCUACGAUUGGAGUUACUGGAAACUUUACUGAUGCUGAGAGAAGAAAGUGUGAGGAAGAAAUUGCUAAAUUGUACAAACAACUUGAUGACAAGGAUGAAGAAAUUAAUCAACAGAGCCAGUUGGUAGAGAAACUAAAGACACAAAUGUUGGAUCAAGAAGAGCUUCUGGCAUCGACCAGAAGAGAUCAAGAUAAUAUGCAAGCUGAACUGAAUCGCCUUCAAGCAGAAAAUGAUGCCUCUAAAGAAGAAGUAAAAGAAGUUUUACAAGCCUUAGAGGAGCUUGCUGUCAAUUAUGAUCAGAAGUCUCAGGAAGUCGAAGAUAAAACUAAGGAAUAUGAAUUGCUUAGUGAUGAACUAAACCAGAAAUCGGCAACUUUAGCAAGUAUAGAUGCUGAACUUCAGAAACUUAAGGAAAUGACCAACCACCAGAAAAAACGAGCAGCUGAGAUGAUGGCAUCUUUACUAAAAGACCUUGCAGAAAUAGGAAUUGCUGUAGGAAAUAAUGAUGUAAAGCAGCCUGAGGGAACUGGCAUGAUAGAUGAAGAGUUCACUGUUGCAAGGCUCUACAUUAGCAAAAUGAAAUCAGAAGUAAAAACAAUGGUAAAACGCUGCAAACAGUUAGAAAGCACGCAAACUGAGAGCAACAAAAAAAUGGAAGAAAAUGAAAAGGAGUUAGCAGCAUGCCAGCUUCGUAUCUCUCAACAUGAAGCCAAAAUCAAAUCAUUGACUGAAUACCUUCAAAAUGUGGAGCAAAAGAAAAGACAGCUAGAGGAAUCUGUCGAUUCCCUCAGUGAAGAACUAGUCCAACUUCGUGCACAAGAGAAAGUGCAUGAAAUGGAAAAGGAGCACUUAAAUAAAGUUCAGACUGCAAAUGAAGUUAAGCAAGCUGUUGAACAGCAGAUCCAGAGCCACAGAGAAACACAUCAAAAACAAAUUAGUAGUUUGAGAGAUGAAGUUGAGGCAAAAGAAAAACUUAUUACUGAUCUUCAAGACCAAAACCAGAAAAUGAUGUUAGAACAGGAACGUCUGAGAGUAGAGCAUGAGAAAUUGAAAGCUACAGAUCAGGAAAAGAGCAGAAAACUACAUGAACUUACAGUCAUGCAAGAUAGACGAGAACAAGCAAGACAAGACUUGAAAGGUUUGGAAGAGACAGUGGCAAAAGAACUUCAGACUUUACACAACCUGCGUAAGCUCUUUGUUCAGGACUUGGCCACCAGAGUUAAAAAGAGUGCCGAGAUUGAUUCUGAUGACACUGGAGGCAGUGCUGCUCAAAAGCAGAAGAUCUCCUUUCUUGAAAAUAAUCUUGAACAACUCACUAAAGUGCACAAACAGUUGGUACGUGAUAAUGCAGAUCUUCGCUGUGAACUUCCUAAGUUGGAAAAGCGACUUAGAGCUACAGCUGAGAGGGUAAAAGCUUUGGAGUCAGCACUGAAAGAAGCCAAAGAAAAUGCAUCUCGUGAUCGCAAACGCUAUCAGCAAGAAGUAGAUCGUAUAAAGGAAGCGGUCAGGUCAAAGAAUAUGGCUAGAAGAGGACAUUCUGCACAAAUUGCUAAACCUAUUCGUCCUGGGCAACAUCCAGCAGCUUCUCCAACUCAUCCAAGUGCAAUUCGUGGAGGAGGUGCAUUUGUUCAGAACAGCCAGCCAGUAGCAGUUCGAGGUGGAGGAGGCAAACAAGUGUAACCUCUACACAUUACCCACAGGCAUUGAAAGUAAUUGAAUAUGAAGAGGACAUAAUAUCAAGCAGAGUCUUUCAGUGACUAUAACCUCUACCCCCUGGGAAUUGUAGAAUUAUAACUUUUUUUUAAUGUAUAAAUUAUACCUGGCUUGUACAGCUGUUUCCUACCCACUCCUCUUGUAAACUCUGCUGCUUCCCAACACAACUAGAGUGCAAUUUUGGCGUCUUAGGAGGGAAAAAAAUGACAGUUUACAACUGUGGUCCUAUUUAUUACACAGUUUGUCUUUUGUGUCUUAAAUUUAGUCUUCACUGUGCCAAGCUAACUGUACCAUAUAGGAUUGUGCUUUUUGUACUUUUUUGUGUGUGUGUGUUUAUUUUUUAAUCUCAGUUUAAGUUACCUAGCUGCUACUGCUUUUUAUUUUGCUUUUCUUAUUACGAUGUCUUCCUUAUUUAGGGAAAAUGGAACAUUUAGAUUAAAUGUCUUAAAUUUUACCACUUAAAACACUACAUGCCCACAAAAUAUAUCCAGUCAGUACUGUACUUUAAAAUCCCUUGAAAUGAUUUCAGAGUUAAAAUUAUUUGUAUCGUCUCUGAAGUUUGCUUCUGAAAACUACUGUUUGAGCACUGAAACCUUAAAACUGCAUAAGUAGGCAUUUGAGACUGAGCAAUGCUACUUAAUUCUCUCAUGAAAUGCCUGUUGCUAAAUUAUCUUGAAUAGAAAUAUUUUAUAUCAAAAGCAGUCUCACUUUAUGAAAGAGAGUUUGGAGACUCUUCCCAGUUCUGUAAUCAAUAUGGCCUGAUGGAAUGAAAAUACCCUGCUUCAUUCUGGUGAGCCUGCUAAUUAAUAUAAGAAUUGGACAGAUUAAUUUAUCAUCUUAAUAUAGUGAAAUGAAUUAAGAUACUACAUGAUCAAACAGCAUUUUAUAUUGUUAGUGCUGUAUCGAUUAUUCUAAAUUUAUAGUCUGUGAAAAUUGAGAAAAAGUAUGGAAGAACAGGACAAGUAUAUGGUGGACUUAGAAACACGUUGAUUAAUUUUGGUCUGAAAUCCUUGAGGUGUUUUUAAUCUGUUAACACCAAGUCAUACACUAUAGUUUAUUUCUUGUUUAGUCUAGAAAUAAUAAAUUGCAAGUCACUAAUCCUCAAAUUAUUGUGUUGGCUAUAGCCCCUAAUUUUGUAAUUAGUACUAAGUGUACCUGUUUUUGCCAUUCUUCUCAGCUGAUUAGGCGACGUCAAGUUUAUUUUCAGAAGCUAUAAAAGUAAUAAGGAAAGAGGUUUCAAUAUUUGCUUCAUCUGUGCGUGGGGUGACUACAGCUAUAUUAGCAGAAAUUUGCAGAGGAUGAGGAUUUAAGGUUAUUCAGUCAGUAAAGAAAGUUGGAGAGUUCUGUGUUAGGAUCUGGCUGGCAGAAUUAACUUUUUGAAAAAGUUUUAUACACAGAUAUUUGUAUUAAAUUUGGAGCCAUAGUCAGAAGACUCAGAUCAUAAUUGGCUUAUUUUUCUAUUUAACUAUUGUAAUUUCCACUUUUAUAAUAGUUUUGAUUUAAAAGAUAAAUUUAUUUAUUUAUUUUUUUAACAGUCAAAAAUCCUUGCUGUUGGAGUAUGCAACCUUUAAAAUGAUUGUGUUGCUUUUGAUCAAAGAAACACUCCAGAAAUUGAGAUGAAACCUUGGUGUGCAGCAAGAUUGAAGUAAUACAGUUAACUUUAAAAAAAAAAAAGUGCUAUAGCCUAUUUAUGAUGAUAGUUUUCUAAAUGGAGAAAUAUUUGGCUGCAUUCACAUAGACAUUUAUAUUUUGUUUUCAAAAGAAAGCUUGCUUCUUUGGCAGUAGUCUUAAAUGAAGCAGAUUUUUUUUUCUCUUUUAUCUGAACAUGGUAGUUUCACUCUUGUUAGAUGUAUCACGGGUAUUGGUGCUGUGUAACAAACAAUUGUAACUAGCAUGUGGUUCAGAAUACACAAUGUUAGGGUUUUUUAAUAUUGAAAUGGUUCUUUUCUAUUUAUAAUUUCAAACUUUCACAAAGUGUACAAAGAAUUUCAUAAAUUAGUUUUCAGUGAACUGCUCUAUUUGCUACGGUAGGUCAUUAAACAGCAUUUACUCUUAUAAAUGAAAAUUUCUGAUCAUCUGGAACAUUGACGCUUAUUUCAAUUUGCGGUGUCUUUUUUUUUUUUUUGACAAUAUCAACGUUCCUCUGAAUGGUAUUGAUAAAUGGUUCAGAAGAGAAACUCAGUGAAAUAAAAGAAUAAUAUUUAUUCAUGGUGAGCAAUUAAAUUAUUUGCCUAACUUAAACUACUAUUUGUAACUUUCAAUUUGAUAUGAGGUGACAGAAAAGAGUCUUGAGUAUACCUGUGGAGUAUGUGGGUUUAUUUUCAGUGCUUGAAGAUACACUCAAAGAUCAUUGGUUUGGGAAGACGCCAUAUAAUUUUAAGUUAACCUGCAUGCUGUAAAUGUGUUUUAUGUUUAAAUAAAGAGGAAAAUUUUUUUGAAAUGUAAUAACUUUCUUAAAACUUAGUUGAUGAAGUAUUAGGUUGAUUUUAUAUGACUAAGAGGCCUUUUGUCUUGACAGAAUAGUGACUAAUGUGUCAUUAUAUUCAUGUAUAUUCUGUUUCCUAAUGUAUUACUUACUCUUUGGACAGUGGGUAUUAAAUAUGUAGGCUGAAAACUUCAGAGCCAGAAAUGAAAUCAGUCUCACCCAUGUUAUUUUACUUUAGCCUACCUACAUGGUUCUGUUCAUCUGAGCCUGAUUGUUUUAUUAACCUGUGUAAGAAGUGUUUGUUUUUCAAUGCUUACUCGGUGGUCCUCAGUGAUCAUUCAAGCCUAGCUGGAGAAAACUAAAGAAAGACUGUUCUUAAGUUCUAGUGGUGAUUUGGCUUUUUGUUGGGGGGGGGGGGGGUCGGGGUGUAUAAUAUUAAAUUCUUUAAUAGAAAUGUUUAAUUACAUAUAAAAGCAUACAGUAAAUAAUGAACGUCCAAGUACCUCAACAGUUUUCAACUCAGGGCUAAUUCUGUUUAAUCCAUAACCCCCACUCAUGUGCCCCCUCCCCCAUAUAUACAUUAAAGCAAUCCUGGAUAUAUGCAUUUCUUCAUAAAAUUUCAGUAUAUUAUGCAUAUUAAAAUACAUGCUUGUUAA
Lynx canadensis (Canada lynx) is the source of this 6475-nucleotide messenger RNA. RefSeq names its product kinesin family member 5B (gene KIF5B). The transcript is spliced from 26 exons. The record is from RefSeq and is a predicted model, not a curated record. Gene Ontology annotation, biological process: microtubule-based movement. Lineage: Eukaryota; Metazoa; Chordata; Mammalia; Carnivora; Felidae. The coding region runs from base 470 to 3361 and encodes 963 amino acids. Gene Ontology annotation, molecular function: microtubule motor activity; microtubule binding; ATP binding.